Haliotis rubra (blacklip abalone) is the source of this 2136-nucleotide messenger RNA. RefSeq names its product arylsulfatase B-like. NCBI's taxonomy places the organism in Eukaryota, Metazoa, Mollusca, Gastropoda, Lepetellida, Haliotidae. The record is from RefSeq and is a predicted model, not a curated record. Bases 452 to 1909 code for a protein of 485 amino acids. The transcript has 14 exons.
UUACGUAUAAAACAGAUUAUUACUACUGUGGUCGCCCACAGGUGUUCCAAAUGUGUUUCUGAAACCUGGGCACAUUAUUUUUACGCUGAAUUUUCGAGAAUAUACGGACAAACUUUCUCAACACCCCUCUACCCAGGAUUCUGAAUGGACCGCCCGACUUGGACAUGAAUCAGCCAGUUGUAGUUCAAUACCAGACAGUCAGAGCUUGUUCCGCUUCCCUGGAUUCAUCCUGGUAGGUACAAGAUUCUAUCGUGGUCUCACAGCUGGUAAUCUCACCCUCUACCUGGGGUCUGUGGCACAGGGAACAAACCCGCAUGGACGCUCUACCAUUCAGACGCAGACACACAUACAACAUACGACCAGCUUGUAUAUUUUAAGGAAUACUUUCUGUCCACAAGUGAUUUGUUGACCAGAGAAACUUGGGAACGGCUUCAACAUUACGCAUGACGUCAUGGACAGUGUGUAUCUAGGUCUGGUUUUGGUUGCGAUUCUCCUGCCCGUCGUUAUCUCCAAACCCAAACAACCUCAUAUUGUUUUGAUCGUCGCAGACGACCUAGGCUGGAACGACGUCGGUUACCACAACCCCGACAUGCUGACUCCAAACAUAGACAAGCUGGCUAGUGAGGGGGUGGUGAUGGACAACGCCUACACACAGCCAUUGUGCAGCCCCACCAGGGCUGCGCUGAUGACAGGAGUCUUCCCAUACAAGGUCGGACUUCAGCAUCUGGUGAUUAUGAACCGUGCUGCCGUCUGCGCUCCACAUACUUAUAGCCUGCUGCCCGAGGAACUGAAGAAGCUGGGCUAUGCUACACACAUGGUGGGCAAAUGGCACCUCGGGUUCUGUAACUGGAAUUGCACGCCGACAUAUCGAGGGUUCGACUCCUUCUUUGGGUAUUUUGGCUCGGAUGAGGAUCAUUUUGCACACACCAACGAGGGUUACCUUGACUACCGUGAAAACACAGACCCGGCGACGGAGUACGAAGACGUCUACUCCGCGUACACAUUUGUGGACAAAGCCACGGAGGUUAUCCAUACACAUGAUGUCAACCAGCCUCUGUUCCUCUAUGUCGCCAUGCAAAACGUGCACGAACCUCUGCAGGCUCCAUCCAAGUAUUACGACAUGUAUCCCCAUGUGAAGAACGAAGGGCGGCGUUUCCUCUCAGCUAUGGCGUCAGCUCUGGACGACGCCGUUGGAAAUGUAACCAAGGCACUCAAAGACAAAGGCAUAUUUGAAGAUACUCUUAUUCUGUUUCUGUCAGACAAUGGCGGCGAUCUUGAAAACUACGGAAAUAACUAUCCGCUGAGAGGUGGGAAGUACACCAUAUGGGAGGGUGGGACGAGGACCAUCUGUUUCAUGAAUGGGGCGGGGCUGAAGAGGAGGGGACACACCUUCAGUGGGCUCAUCCAUGCUGUUGACUGGAAGGCGACGCUGAUUAGCGCUGCUGGAGGGAUAUUAGAGGACGCCAGUGACAGCAUAGAUCAUUGGGAGGAUAUAGUGAACAAUGCUGACACAAGGAGGACCGAGUUCAUCUACAACUUGGACGAUGUAAAGGCAGGCGUGGACGACGGGCACGCCGCUAUCAGAUACGGGGACUACAAGCUGAUCCAUGGCCCCCCGGGUCGAUACGACGGCUGGUACACCCCAGACAACUCUACCAACAGAACACAGCUGAACUACUCUCAACCGUUAGAUCUUGAAACACCAUCUAACUCAUACUGGCUGUUUAACCUAAAAGAUGAUCCCUAUGAAAGGAAGAACCUUAUCAACAGGCGACAUGGCAUCGAGGAGAAGCUGAAGAAGAAGCUGGAGGAGUACCACAAGGACAUGGUCCCAGCAAACUUUCCGGACGAUUCCGAUGAAGCUGACCCGGAGCUGUUUGAUGGCGUCUGGUCUCCUGGGUGGUGUUAGCUACCCGGCAUAUCUGACUGAAUUACGGGUGGCUAAAGCUCUCGCUCGUUCCGACGAAGGCUUUGUUUCGACUUCCACAUAGCCACAAUGUGUAUAGCCAACUCCUGAAACAAAAUGUUAACUUUGUAACUUCAAACCUGUAUUGGUAUACAAGUGGUUGAGGCGUUUGCUCGUUACCAUGAAGGGCCGUUUUCGAUACCCCACAUAAGAAAGAUUUGUAAUUUUAA